Molecule: messenger RNA, 2415 nt
Organism: Pantherophis guttatus
Lineage: Eukaryota; Metazoa; Chordata; Lepidosauria; Squamata; Colubridae
Gene: KIN
Product: Kin17 DNA and RNA binding protein
Biological process (GO): DNA damage response; DNA replication
Cellular component (GO): nucleus
Molecular function (GO): double-stranded DNA binding
Source: RefSeq, a predicted model, not a curated record
CGUUUCCGGUCAGCUCUUCCGCCGCCGCUCAGAGUCCGGAAGCGAGGGUCGCAGUUGCCGGUUUCGUGUGUCGCCGCUCCUUCGCCUCCUUCGCUAUGGGGAAGACGGACUUCUUGAGCCCCAAGGCCAUCGCCAACCGCAUCAAGUCGAAGGGGCUGCAGAAGCUGCGCUGGUAUUGCCAGAUGUGCCAGAAGCAGUGCCGGGACGAGAAUGGCUUUAAAUGUCACUGCAUGUCCGAAUCUCACCAGCGACAACUGCUCCUGGCAUCCGAAAACCCUCAGCAAUUCAUGGAUUACUUUUCAGAGGAAUUCCGGAAUGAUUUCCUAGAACUUCUCCGGAGAAGAUUCGGAACAAAGAGAGUCCACAACAAUAUCGUAUAUAAUGAAUAUAUCAGCCAUCGGGAACACAUCCAUAUGAACGCUACGCAGUGGGAAACUCUGACGGAUUUUACAAAGUGGCUCGGGAGGGAAGGCCUUUGCAAAGUCGACGAAACGCCCAAAGGCUGGUACAUCCAGUACAUUGACCGAGACCCCGAGACCAUCCGGAGGCAGCAGGAACAGGAAAAAAAGAAAAAACAGGACUUGGACGAUGAAGAAAAAACGGCAAGAUUCAUCGAACAGCAAGUCAGGAGGGGCUUGGAGGGAAAAGAUCAGGAAGAGCCGGUCUUCACUGAACUAAACAGAGAAAACGAGGAGGAAAAAGUGACCUUCAACUUGAACAAAGGAGCAAGCACUUCAGCUGCUGCAGCACAGCAACCCAAAGGCAGCUUGCUUGGCGCCAGUGUGCUGAAGCCGCCAGGAGCGCUGCUCCCCGUUAAGCGGAAAGAAAUCCCUCCGACGUCAAAGCAAAUUAAGGAGAAGAGGAAGAAAAAAUCCGCCCUUGAUGAGAUCAUAGAGUUUGAAGAAGAGAAGAAAAAGUCUGCCCGAAUGGACUACUGGUUGCAACCUGAAAUUGUGGUCAAAAUCAUAACCAAGAAACUUGGCGAGAAAUACUAUAAAAAAAAAGCCGUCGUUAAGGAGGUAAUUGACAAAUACACGGCAGUUGUGAAAUUGACCAAUUCCGGAGAUAAGCUCAAACUUGACCAGACGCAUCUGGAGACGGUGAUCCCAGCCCCAGGUAAAAAAGUGCUGAUUUUAAACGGAGGCUACAGAGGGAAUGAAGCCACGUUACUGAGCAUCAACGAGAAGUCAUUUUCCGCCACGGUCCUCAUUCAAUCGGGAGCUCUGAAAGGACGUACGGUGGAUGGUGUUCCAUACGAAGACAUUUCUAAGUUGGCCUCCAUUGACUAAAAGAGCUGAUGGGAUCUCUGAGGAACAUCUCCGGAGAUGGCUGCAGAUGAACAACUCCAGUAGACCCUCAACUCAAGAGUUGAACCGUCAACUUCAAGGAGCCAACGAGAUUUCUGAAGGAUGCCCUAUAAAUACAGUAUAUUGGAUCCUCCAUUUAUUUAUAAGCCCUUUGUAGAUCAACCAUGGGCAAUCUCGUAAUAGAUUCCUCCUAAUUCAUUGCUGGGAAUCUUGAUUAGAUUGGUUCACCUGUAGCGCAGUCUCAGCCAUCUACGGCCCUGCGGUCCAUAGAAAUUUUCCUAAUGUACAUUUCCUGCAGAAAUUGGAACCAUCUGUGGUCGGAGUUAUCUUCUACCUGUAGUGCUGACUAUGGUGGUGUAACUUCAGGGGUGCCAGCGAAGAGUUUAGCGUUCUCACACGCUGACACGAAAAUAGUCUUCCGUUCCGUUGGGAUGGGAUUCACCAGCAACAGGAUGUUUACUAUCCCGCCCCCCAAAACGCAUAACCUGUGCCACUGUCACCCUGCCAACUUUUUAAAUUGGCCAAUUUUUUUACAAAAUCAUCGAGACUUAACAAGACCAUGGAUGGUCGUGCGCCAACCUUGUGAGAAAAGCGUGCCAGUUCCUAAUCUAAGUCAUGGAUUCUGACGGGAUGGGAGAAUCUUCAAAGAGCUCCAAUUUUUGUUUAUUUUUUUCCCCCCCCAGUUCUUCCUCGUACUGUAGAAGAGGCUACCAAGCAUCUUGAUAAGGAUGUUUUAUCAGAUUUGAGGAAAAACACUUCCGAGCAGCCAAAAAAUCUGGUCCCACGGUUAGCUGGACCUUCUGAAUUGGACUACAUCCAGGCAGCUGUUUUUGCAUUGCAAUGUUUAGCGAUGUUGAAAUAUUUAAAGAGAAUUGGUAAUGAUAGCUCUGUGCUUGGAAAAUCAGUUUUCUCGAUCUGGGCUUUCACUCGUCCAUUAUACGCGGCUCUUCGGACCAGCAGGAACAUCCAUUAAUGGGUUGGUUGUUUUUUUUUUUAAUUGUAUAAUGAUUUUGUACGGAACAGAGAAAAAUGGAGUUAUUUUAUCGGUGCGGUGUUUCUUUUGAACCACUGUGCGCGUCCCAAAUAAAUGGACUUCGACGCCCUUAAA